CACCCCCCACUGUCCCUCACCCCCCACCGCCCAUCCUCACCGUGCUGCUGGAUCCCAUUGCCAUUCCUCACCCCCCGCUCUUCCCCCCCCCCUCCGCAGGCUGCGCUCAUCGAUGGGCUGUAUGGGCUGGUGGUGGAUGCCAUCUUUGGGUUCAGCUUCAAGGGAGCGGUGCGGGAGCCGUUCGGGAGCAUCCUCAGCACCCUGCAGAGCGUCACGGUGCCCAUCGCCAGCAUCGACAUCCCCUCGGGCUGGGACGUGGAGAAGGGGCGGGCGGACGGGCUGAGACCCGACAUGCUCAUCUCGCUGACGGCGCCCAAGAAGGCGGCCGUGCAUUUCUCGGGGCGCUACCACUUCCUGGGGGGGCGGUUCGUGCCCCCGGCGCUGCAGGAGAAGUACAGCCUCAACCUCCCCCCGUACCCGGGCACCGAGUGCGUCCUGCAGCUGCCGUAGGGGCUCAGUGCUGGGGCGCUCGGAGCCCCGUCGGAGCGCUUCCAGGAACAGAGCCGGGCACUGAGAGCCGCGCCUCACGCUUCAGGGUUGUUUGGUGCAAUAAAAAUGUAUUGGAAAACACACAAAAACCUUUGAAGACCCCGGUACUGCGCAGGCUCUGCCCUCCGUCGCUCUGGCUUCAACCGCUCCACCGUGGGCUGACGGCAAACUGGUCCCAUCCUCAGGGCUGGGUGCGAGCUGCAGGCAGGUUCCGUGGGGCACACAGCUCCCCAGGCCCCUCUGAGCACCCCAGGCACCACAGGGGGUUUCGGAUCCCCCGGCCAGGUGGCUGCAUUCAUUCUGCCUCCCUCCGCCUCUUCUUCUUCUUCUUCCUCCCCACUCCAGGCUGGUGCUCAGCCUCCCCUGGCCCACCGGUGUCCUCUGGAGGUGCCUCCAUCUCAACCACCUCCUCCACCUUCUCCUUCCUCCUCUUUUUCUUCUUC
Meleagris gallopavo (turkey) is the source of this 932-nucleotide messenger RNA. The record is from RefSeq and is a predicted model, not a curated record. NCBI's taxonomy places the organism in Eukaryota, Metazoa, Chordata, Aves, Galliformes, Phasianidae.